AAGUUUACAAGUUUGACAUUUAGUAACUCGGUUUUCUUCGAUUAUAAACGAUUAUUUACAUUAUUUAUUGACGGAAGUCAGUAAGUUCGAUUUCCAAUUUUGAAAUCAAAACCUGAUACCAAAAUACAAGUUAACUAGCCUUAUUUACUAUCUUGUUUGAUUGUAAAUAUUGUAAUUCCAAAAAUCCUGAAGACCAGAACCUCUGUAAACGUACUUAUGUAAGUGAAUCUUGUUGCUUUUUGGGAAGAUUGAAUAUUAUGCGACCACAAAGACGGAGGAACGUUAACAACCUCGACUCAAUCUAGGCGUAGGAUAGGUCACUUUGACCUUAGUAUGCGGGUUUGCUCACAGCCAUAAAAGACUACAAUUAUGAAAAAUAUGAAGAAAGUGCAACAAAAUGUACAGACUACGCAUCUUCAUCCUCCACAAAAGUCUAUAUCGUUUAUGGAAAGAACAAUUGCAGAAUUGAGUGAAUUUGCAAAGUCGAAAUCCUUGUUGUCUUCUGCUCCAAACUCUACAAGGAAAAAAUCUGCAACCCAAUCAAUGUUAAACGUCUCUGGAGGCAAAAUCAGGUGCGCACCAUCAAGUUGCUGGUCAAUGCCUCAAUCAGAAAAUAAGACACAAUUUGAUACUUAUCUAAACCAAAAGAAAAUGAAGUUCAGUUCGGAUUCAGAUUCAGAUUCUUCGUCUAAUAUCUCAAAAAAUAGUCCAAGACUCACAAGCUCUACUGCUGAUGAUGAAGAUUUUGAAAUUUUUCAGCACACUGUGAAUUGCAUUGAAAAAAUACAAAAACUUAAGGAACCAAAGACCUCGAAAUUAGCAAAUCUUCCGAAUUCUUUAUCGUCAUCGGAGGAUACUAGUAUUUCUGAUUUGGAUGAUUCGGCUUUGCUUCAGCCCCCUUGCUCGAGCUCAUCUACUCUGGUGUCCAAAAAUAUUGAACAAACAAUAGAUUUAACCUCAAGUUCUGAUGAUGACGGAUAUGAUGCAAAUCUUCCCCAAAGUGAUUUACGACAGAGAUCUGUGAGCACGGAUUUUGCUCUUCAAGAUAAUGUUUCAAAAGUCCGAUCGCCGCAUACUCCUCGAGCACAGAGUUUGUCAGGAACCAGAAAUGUGCCAGCGAUAAAGAGGAAAGUUAAAAUAUCUACUUAUUGUCCUCCUGCGAUUUUAUGCAGCAGUAGCGACGACAGUGACACUGACUCUGACAACCCUCCGCCUCGGAAAGCUUCUAAUACCAUUAUUAACAACAAGAGAAUAACCACUAGUUCUAAUGCUUCUCCACACACGCACAUCCGUCCCAGCUUAAAACCUAAUCCAUCGAGUAGAUUAUUGGAUACUUUUUCUAAUUCAGUAACAAAAAGUACUAAGUUCGUCCUCGGUACGAAAUUUCAAGAGGUUCCUAGUGCCAAUACUAAUGAGAAGCUUCCACUCUCUAGAACAAAUUCCCGUUUACACGUACAAAUCUCUUCGGAUUCAUCCUCGGACUCUGACUGUCCUCCUCCUCGUAGAAGUUCAGCGACCUUAACCGUCCCGGGAUCUCGACCUUCUUCUACUUAUAAUAAAGCCUUGGCGCAACCUCUAAAUUUUCGUAACGAAACCCUCUCUUCUUCGACCGGUGACUCUAGUUCAAGCUCAGACGACGACGACGUGCUGCCUGGGUCAACUUCGAGGUUGAAAACACCUUCACCAAAACGAACCAAUAGAGUACAAAGGAUUACAAAUAACAACAAUACUUCUGUUUUGCCACCAUCUUCGCCAAAUGUCCGAAUAGAAACAACCAAUAUAAAAUUUCAAUCCGAAACCAAACGACGGUCACGCGGUAACAUAACGAAACAAAAAGUAAAAUCAGUCGGGAUCUUGACGAUACACGAUGAUAAAGAUGAUAGUGAAAGCGAUCGGUUAAAAUACUCACUUCUGAAUAGCAAGAUUAAUCAACCAGCAGAUCGAUGUGAAAUCAUAUCAACAACUCCUGUAGUAGCUGAAGACAUUACUAAGGACGAUCCUAAAAGGUCCAACAAUCCAACAUCGUCAAAGGACACCUGUGAAGGAGAAAGUUCAAUUCUCGUACAACAGAGCGAUACAUCUCAUCUGAUCGAGUUGGACACUUGUAACCCACCGACUAAAGCUAAGGAUAUUAUUUCAAAACAGGAUAUUGAGGAUUUUAUUAAAAAACAACUAAAAAAUAAAUUUACGUGUCCAAUUUGUAAAGAAAGGUUUGUCACUAAAACCGUACUGGCUCAUCAUACGAGUCGGAAGCAUACAGGAGAGACAUUUUUCUGGUGCGGUGUAGAUAAUUGUACCAAGUCCUUCGUGAGGAAAUGUGAUUUGUAUCGUCAUCAAAGAUGUGUACAUGCUUCGAAAGCACUGAAAAUUCCUGUUAAGUAUUCUCACAAAAAUAGUGAUCCUUCUGUUGACCAUCAAUCCACUAAUGUUCUGUCUGAAGAUAAAAUGUUCACAUUUAGAUGUAAUAUUUGUGACAAGAUUAUGAAAAACCGACGGAAUUUAGAAAUUCAUGUUGACACCCACUAUGAAAAUGAGCACCGAUGUGAUAUAUGUGGAAACAAAUAUUCCCAGAGAUGUUAUCUCAAACUCCACCAAACGAUGCAUGAAGGGAAAAAGAGAUUUCCAUGUCCAGAAUGUAACGACUCUUUUCUUAAAUUUUUUUCGUUGAAAAAACAUCUCGAGCGUUUUCACAACUUUGGACCAGGAAAUAAAACAAUAAAAGCACAACAACAAACCACCUUUCCUUCCAGUGAUCCCUGUAAAUAUUAUACGCGUCAACAACGCAAAAUUAUAUUGCAGGAAUUAGAAACUUUGCAACAGGAUGUGGAACCCCCAGGCACAGAGUACCAUCAUUACGAUAUGUUUACUGACUCGACUACAGUAGCUGUAGAAAAUGAAGCAUGAAAUAAAAAAUGUAUUAAUGUAUUAUUGCAAUUUGAUGGCAAAACAUUGCUAAAAUGUAAAUGUUCUGAACUUAGUAUUAUGAAAUUUAAAUUGUCCCAAUUACAAUUUUUCUUAGAGGAAUUAGCUUGAAAUUAAUUUAAAUGGACUUUUUAUAACUAGAGGAAUUGCAAAUUUAUAUUUGUAUACUUAAGUGUGUAUCUAAUAAAGUACAGCGCAGUCAUACUUUUCAUAAUA
Folsomia candida is the source of this 3138-nucleotide messenger RNA. RefSeq names its product serine-rich adhesin for platelets. The record is from RefSeq and is a predicted model, not a curated record. Gene Ontology annotation, molecular function: RNA polymerase II cis-regulatory region sequence-specific DNA binding; DNA-binding transcription factor activity. NCBI's taxonomy places the organism in Eukaryota, Metazoa, Arthropoda, Collembola, Entomobryomorpha, Isotomidae. The transcript has 3 exons. Gene Ontology annotation, biological process: regulation of transcription by RNA polymerase II. The coding region runs from base 370 to 2904 and encodes 844 amino acids.